Messenger RNA from Blumeria graminis f. sp. triticale, 471 nucleotides. The record is from the annotation of a GenBank genome assembly. NCBI's taxonomy places the organism in Eukaryota, Fungi, Ascomycota, Leotiomycetes, Helotiales, Erysiphaceae.
AUGAUCCCAUCCCAUACAGCGAGGGCUUUCCGUCAUGGUUUUACAGGCAUCUCAGCCCUUUCCCCAGACUUCACUUUUCGUCUCGCACUAUCGACGCGAGCAUAUCACGAGGCAGCUGGGCCAUCGACUCCCGCUCCCUGUCCCUCGUUGCGACUGCGAGUGGAGCCUAGUGUCAUCGCGACGAACCGGCCUGGCCAAGACGUGCUAGCCCCAUUUGUGAGGGCCAGGCGAGAUGGUGACGGGCGGAUAUUCGAGCCUGCCAUGAUGCGACCAGAUCUCUUCCAUCGCAACGAGAAAUCGCCCGCUCGCGGCUACACCGUCUUUACCCUAUUCAUCCGGCCUCUAGCCGGUCUGAUCAUAUCGAUCGCCUCCCUCAAGCCAUCGCGCCUUAUGCUUACGCAGAUUUUGUCCUUCCCUACGUUGAUGCUCGCUACUCAUCGCGCUCGGACACUUUCUUCAUCCAACACCUGA